UGCUGUAGUAGCCGUUGAUCUCUAAAAUGUUCAAAGAUGUGUUUAAAAACAAAAACUGUUAAACACAAGUAGAGAAAUAUAAACAGUACAUCCAGAAAAAAUUAUAUAGAUCUGGUGCUAAAACUUCGGGAAAAGGAUUAGCAAGACUUCAACAUGAAGAAAGCAAAGACAUCCGUGCAAAAAUCAUCAUCAGAUACAUGCAAUGUGCCAGAACAAUCAAGCAUGAAAGUAUCCAAUUCAGACUCUGCAGCUCUAAGUUCUGGAGGGAAUUCGAAAAAUGUCUUGAAAACGGCAUAUUUGAGUAAAAGUCAGGAAAAUUUGUCAUCAAGCUCUGGCCUGGCAAAGAAGAAAAUUAUGUCAUCUGCUGGCCCUAAAGGCAGCACAUCAGAGAUUUUCAGAAAAAGCAGUGCCAAGAGUGCUGUAGUCUUACGGGAAAAACCUCUGGAGAAAAAUAUUACUUUCGUCAAGCCUAAAGUUCCCAAGGUUACGUCUUCCAUGAGAAAAGCUUCCAGCACUCAGUCUAUAGACAAGACUGGAGCGACAACUUCUGGUGGUGCUGCUUCCACUUCCAAAGGGCAGUACCUCAGCAACAAGUCACAGGCAAUGAAGCGUGCCCAGAGCUCUCAGAAUGUCAGCAAGGAUAAGUUUACGCGAAAACGCACAUCUGCACCUGCUGAUGUGAUGGCCUACAAUGCAGAGUUGCUGGCAAAUUUCGAAAAGGACAAGAAAAAUCUAGAAGCUAGAAUUUCUGAGCUGACAAAAAUAACGGAGAAUCGCAAAGCUGAUAUCGAAAUGUACAAGUAUGAAAUUAAGGCUUUCAAGGACAAGGAGAAGGAAAAUGACGACGAGUUGGAUCUUCUGCGGAGUCAGAACAGAAAGUUACGAGAACAGCUUGAUGAACUGGGAAUCCCAAUUGAGCCAAUAACCGAUACCGAGAAGCUUUCGUUGUUAAAAAAGUGCGGGAGCUCCUCUCGGUCAGGGACUGGAUCAGACAGUCACCUCCCAACCAGUGUCAGCUGUGAUAGUCUGGGUAACAGAUAUGGAACCACAGAUAGGUCUGCAUCUGUGACUCCAUCGGAAACGAGUCUGUCGCUUGGUGACCUUUGUGGAACUCCAGAUCACCCAUCAGUGCUUUCCCUCGACCCGUCCAACUGGGACAAGCAGAGCUGUAAAAGUCGAGACAGCGAUGGUCUGAGUGAGAUCUCUGUGGCCUGUCUGACGGAGCGUAUUCUGCGGAUGGAGGAAACCAACUACAGUACGACGGAGGAGCUGCAGGCCACACUGCAGGAGCUGGGAGACCUGCAGGAUGCUGUCAAUGAGCUGACAGACGAAAAUGAGAGACUGACUGACGAAAAGUCUGUUCUUCUCGAAUCCCUGUGCACACAAACACAGAAGCUGUCCAACUCCAGAAUUCAGGUUGAACAGCUAAAGUGCUUGAUGUUGAGUGGCAGUUUGCCUGACAAGUCGGACCGCGAGGUCCAUCUUCUGGACCUGUUGAAGAGUGCUCAAGAGGAAAAGGAGGAAAUGAUCAGAAAACAGACGGAGCUUGCUAACCAUCUUCAUACCGUGGAUGUAGAUUUUUGUGAGAGUCAGGAUGUGGUAGAUGCAUUGAGGGACAAGCUGCAUCUGUUCGAGUGUCAGUUGAACAGUUACUCUGCCGAGAAAGAGCUGAGUGACCAGCACAAGAGUGAGAUGAAGGAACUCAUAGCGAAUCAGCAUAUUGACAUAAAUCAUCUGAAGACACUCCUUGAGAACGAAAAAGCCAAAUUCCAGGACCUGCAGCAGUUGCACAAGGCCGAGGAGAAGACCGACUUGGAGGCACUGUUGGUGAAUGUCAGACAAGAAAAGGCUCAGGCUGAAGAAAAUCUGGCUAAUGUUCAGGAAUCUCUGGCACACAGUCAGUGUGAGGUGGCAAAACUCAAGGAAAUGCUUCUGUGCCGCGAUGAGGAAAUUAAGGCUACAAAGAACAAUGCCAAGAUGCAGAUUACUAGUCUUGAAUAUAAAGUGGAGAAGCACGAGGCAGACAGCAGUGAGAUGAAGCGAGAAAUACAAAUCCUUCGGGAGCACAUUGACCAGCUAGAGCAGGACUGUGAUCAUUAUGUGCAACAGAACAAAACCAAUGCCAUGACUAUAGCCUCCCUGCAGGACGAGCUCAGGUCUGCGAGAGAGCAGAAGGCCGAAGCAGAGAACCAGUUGGUGGAAUUCAAAUCAAAAUACCAAGACGAGUACGAGGACUGGCGGCAGUUCCAGAAGGAUCUCCAGGUGGCGGUGGUGAUUGCCAAUGAUUUCCGCACCGAGACGCAGCAGAGCAUGGAGCAGAUGAUUUCAGAGAAUACAUCACUCAAGGAAACCAUUCACAGUCUGGAAAACAAGCUGGCCAAACAGCACGAUGAACUGGAGAUUCUUAGAUGUCAGAAGGACAGCAGGAGCAAGAUUCUGACAUCGGCCGAGUUGAAAGGGAAGGUUCUGUCAACGGUGGACAAGGAACUUUCUGUUCUUAGAGAGACACAGCGACUGGAUGCAAAGAGUCAGAGUCUGUCAGUGAAGACUCUUAUUCAGUCUCUCGAGGAGCAGAUUGAAAAGAAAAGUGCAUGUUCGUCUAUUCACACAAGCCACAACAAUUCCCCCAGGAACUCCCUAUCUGCUGACAUUGAUGACUCACUAAGUGCAGUGCAGGAGCUUCUGAAAUCAUCAGCAUCGGCCGUGUCACCGCAGCACAGUCCUUGUGAUGCUGCUACUAGUCCUCAGCCAGAGUUUCAACUUCGAUCCUUGUUGCGAAAACCAGCCGAGAAGUCUUCUCCUCUCCAGAGACAUUCAUCACCGGGUUUGUGCUUUCCUGACAGUCUUUCUCCAGUUGAGACAAAGAAAACAUCACAUUCGUUUGAAAGGUCGAGUGACCUCAAAGUUUCACCUGCUAUUUCGUCCAUACUUCAAAGAAGAGAAACGCCAAGAAGAAACAGUGGUCCCAAUCACUUGGGUUCUGAAGCUGAUCGGAAGGACAGUAUGAGGGAUCCACUGGCCGCACUGGCUAAGCAGAUGGGAGGAACGAAGAGAAACGCUCUCCUCAAGUGGUGUCAGCAGAAGACUGUCAUGUACAGUGGUGUGGACAUCACCAACUUCAGCAGCAGCUGGAACGAUGGCUUGGCGUUCUGCGCUAUCUUCCACAGCUACAUUCCUCACAAGAUCCCAUACAAGGAGCUGACAUCAGAGGACAAGAAAAGAAACUUUACUUUAGCAUUUGAAGCUGGGGAGAGUGUUGGAAUACAUUCGUCUUUGAACAUAAAAGACAUGGUGUGCAUGGAGAGACCGGAAUGGCAGGCUGUGAUGAACUACUGUACAGCCAUCUACAAGCACUUCGAGAUAGACGGUCACUCAUAGUUGAGGUAGAACCCACACGCUCAGCUCUACAUCCGUGGAGAUAGAGAGAAAGAAAGAGAGACAGAGAUGAAGAGCAGCACAGUAUAUGACUGACCUGCAGGGAAUGGUGCACGAUCAGGCAUCAAAACAAGUCGGGAAUGGUUGUUCGGCUUACCACAUGCAUGUUAGUGAAAUGUGACACUGCGUAAACUUUAACCAACUGUGCUUUAGUAGUCCCCUACCGGUCCAACAAGAUUUUAUUUUCGCAAUGCCUCAAGGUAUUGAGCUAAAAUGUUUAGCUUAGCUUUAUUAUGUACAGUUACAGAUCAGAUUUACAUGUAACUUUCAUAACAAUUUAACACUUUUGACAGAGUUAUGGCCCUUGAAUGUAGGAGAUAAGAAAAUUUGUUGGGACUGGUAGGGAACAUGUAUUGCUUUAACAGUACUCUCAGCUCUCAGAAUGCUUAUUCAAAUGUAAAACACACAUACCAGGAUCAGUAUAAUGAGAACAGUGAUACGUAUGAAUAACAAAGUACAGUAAAACUUAUGUUAUCUGGAGAUGUUAGAGACACUGAAUCAAACAGCUUGAGAUAACAGUGGGUCAAGAUAUAUAUAGUAGUUGUUGGAGAAAAUUAUUCCAUGGGACCAUUGCUUGACUGAGAAAUUCUGGACUAAUGAUAUAAUAUAGGUGGAGAUUAUGAUAAUUGUCUGUGUUAGUGUGUUUGUGCAGGGAUUAGUAGUAGAAAUAAUGGAAAUUGUAAAUGUAUCAAUGUCUUGUAACCUAUAGGUCACCAAGUCUAUCCUUAGUGUUACCAGACACUGCUUAUGUUGAUGCCUGUACAUGUGACAUUGUAGUACCUCUGUUCCUCUUGUUCAAAAGUUUGGGCCAUUAUAUUUUAAGAGAUCUAUGUGAAUCUGUAUGCAUGUCCUUGUAUCAUCUCAGAUAGGUAGUUAAGAACAUUGUGUAAAAGUAUCCUGUAUUGUCUCAAUUGCAACUUCAGGGCUAGCGCUGAGUCAGCAGAAAAUUUCGCCAAAUUAUCUGUUAAAACUUCAAAAAUUGAAACACCCCAGUUAUUUUGUAACAAAAUAUCAAUUAUUACAUGAAAUUAUUUCGCCAAAUUAAAAUAAAAUUUGUCAAUUGUUUUUGAAAUUCGCAAUUGGCAAAUUUGGUGAGUGCCAGAGCUAGCCCUGAAUUUGGACACUGUAUGUGCUUAACAGUUACGGGAUAACUAUUACGUUUUUCAGUUUGCUGAUGUGUAUCAGUGUUUAUACCAAUGGAGAUUUUGAUUCUAAUUUCAAAUGUUUCUCAGACAAAUAGUCUGGUUUUCAGUAAACAUUAUCUUUAUGCAGACAUUUUGAAUAGUUUAAUCUUAAGCCAUUUUAAUUGUUGAUGAAUAACCAAAACUUUCACCAAAACUCCUCACUGUAAAAUCUGUCAAAGAGAUUUGCAUGUGUAAAUUUAUCUGUGUUCCCCAAGGGAUGGUUAACACAAAGAAGUAUCAUCAGCUAACUCAUUUAUUCAAAAUAGUUGAAACUAUGGAGGCAUUGUUUUAACUGGAUUAAUGUUUCUUAAUGAAUUUAUCGAUAAAAAUUUCUAUUUAUACACUUUCCAAAGGCUAAGCUAAUGCUCGCCGGUGCUAUCAAUUAACAUAAUGUGACCCAUUCAAAACACUGAUUGCUGACUAAGGCCCACUUUCCAUUAACGGGAUUCAUCACGUGUUUUAUCGUGUGCGUUUCUGCAAGCAGAAAUGUUCUUUUCCAUAUCUGCAAUUUCGCAAGCAGAGUAUUAUUAAAAAAAAUUAUAUUGUAGGAGUAUACUUUAAGUUGAAAGUAAAUGAUUUACGUUAUGACAUCAUGGCAUGUAUGGAAAUAGUCCUAUGUAAGUGCACUGUAUCGAUAAAGUCGAGUGCGAAAUCACAUUCAUGAAAAGUGGGCCUAAGACAGAACUAGAUUCUUUAUUUACAUGAACCUAAAGCAAGUUUGUGUUACAAUUUUAUAUUCAAAGCACUUUUAUACAGAGUAGGAGAUUACCUUCUUGACAUCUUGGUUCAAUUCCAAAUUGAACACAUAAGCUCCCAUGAAGAAUAUAUAUAUAAAAAAAGAAACUAUUACUGUAAUGCUAAAAAUGAAUGAUAUGAAUAGUUAUUGUCAAUUUAUUAAAAAUCAUUAUGUUGCAGUUAAACAAGAAUUAAUUGACAUUUUAAGCUUCUCAAAAAUGUUUGUUGUAUUCUGACAUGUUCUAGUAAUGACAAUUUAAGAUCAAAUGUGCAUUGUGGGUGAAAAAUAUUCACCUACAUGUAUAGUCCAUCCCAUCAUUCUAUAAAAAUUAUUUUUGUAAAUAAUUUCAGUUUGGUUUGACAUAAGAAGAAACGUAAAAGUGUUUUUGAAAUAACAAACAAAUAUUAUUUUUGUGUGCAAUUUACAAAUCAAUCGGCUCAGAAAUAAAUAAUUUGUAGUAAAUUUCAUAGUAUGAAAAAAAGGCGUUUCCUGUGGGACAGACUAUAGGCAUUUGUGUAAUUAAUAAUAGAAAAGAAGGUAUGCAUUAAAAGAAAAGUUAUUAAGGAUUGUCAAAGUGUUGACAAAUUUAAAGGAUAAUCUUACUUGCCAGUAGAUGUAAUAUAUAUUUAUAUGAAAUAACUACUCUAGUGUCUGCAGAUUACAAUACACAUACUUAAUAAAGGGGUAAGGGUUUAUCAAAUUAAGAUUGUAGAACACACUCACUUAAAAAUAGUUAGUACAACUACCUGUCUUAAGAUGUUUAGACUUUUUAAUUUGUACUUCAAAGUCUGUUACGAUAUUGUUAUAUUUAAUUUUCAGCUUUAUCCCAUUGUUUCUAACAUCUGACAUACCACAAGGUUUUAUACAUGUUUUACCCAUGACUAUUUAUAUGUGGUCUCCAGUACCUAUACAUAUGAAGAGUGUUUUUUUUUUUACAAAACUCGUUAAGACCACAAGAUGUCAAUUUGAGGCAAACAGUGUUUUGUGUUCAGAAAUUAUAUUUUCAUGUAAUAACCACAAUGAAUGUAACUUUUCACAGUAUAUAAAACAAAAAAUUUGGUGGUUGUCUCCAUCUUUCACAAUUUUGAACUGGUGAGUUUUGUUAAAAACACUCUUCAUAUAUACAUGACUUACCUUUUACUUUAAAGGGACAGUCCUGAGUUUACAACCAUUGUAAAAUGUUUCUGACCAAUAGAACCUUUUUAAUGAUGGAACAUGCAAAUUAAAUACAUUUUCUUACGGUAUUUAAAAUAUCAGUGUCUGUAUUUAGAAAGUGUUUGUUGUUGUCCCCCCCAACAUGCUCGAAACUCUAAUGGUAUAUAAGCAUGUAAAUAAAUAUUGGUUGGUUGUUGUUGUCGUAAUGCUUGUAGUAGCCCAGACCGGUGACCUCCCAAUCAUUUCAUACAUAUGAAAAAAUAUAUAUCAUGAAUUAAAGUAAAAACUGAGUACUACAAGCAUUAGUGUACAACCGCAAACACAUUCAAUAUACAGACACUGGUAUUCUAAACAAGAAAAUAUAUUUAGUAUGAAAUAGUAGUCGCCAACAAGGCUCUGUUAUCGCAAACAUCUUACAAUGGCUGCACACUCAAGACAGUCCCUUUAACAUUUGACAAUUCCAGUACCCAUAUACUUACUUUCACGCCUUACCUUUCAGAACGGACGUAAGUUCCAGCAUCCAUACACUUACUUUUACUUACCACUUUCAAUAUCUGUUAUUUCCAGACUCAUAGACAUGUACUUUCACAACUGACUUUUCUAGUCUCCCUACACUAUACUUCACCCCUCAUUCUUAAAUAUAUUUUAUCUAAUUUCCCCUCCAGUUAACUGAACACUUUCAUUUCUUGUGUGUCAAACUCAAAGGUGUUUUAUCAUGAUUGCAUAAUUUAUGCAUUUUGAUAUCUUUGUUAUAAAUACAUUUGAAAGCUUGUUGCUGAUUGGUUUAUAUUAGCUGGUAGUAAAUGUAUGGUGUUAAUAUUUAAGAUAAACCAAUGGAAUUGUGACAUUCUUAGCUUUCAUUAUGGCUUUCAAAGCAGAUGGUAAUGGCUGCCUAUAAUUUCAUUUUCACUGUUUCUGUUUUUAUUGACAUCACUGCUGUACCAUCAAACUUCAAAAGUUGUGGUACUGGAGAGUGUGUCAAAUAAUGUAUGUAGCAAGGUUUGUUGUGUGUAGUACCAAAUCAAUGUUUUCCAGGUUUUAGAUUAUAUUCCAAGGAAGACAUUUGAGUAAAAUACAAAUUAAACCAGUAUUGCAAAUAAAUUUGAGUAUAAUCAAAAUAUUAAAGAUGCUGAUUUUUCUCUUCCAAUCUUUGACGAAAUGUAUAUUAGGUGACAUACUACUGUUUGUUUUAAUUAUCAAUUUAAUAUCAUUUGAUGUCAAGUUGACAAGCCAAAGUGUUACCACUGUGGUCAUCGUGUUUAUGGUAAAAUCGGGAUUAUAAUAAGAAGGUUGAAUUUACGAAGCCAUGUUUUUCUUAAGCCCAUGUGUUUGAGCAUCGCAAAUGUAUUUACUUACACAUAUAUGUGUAAAACAAAAGCAGGCAUUGUAAAUUCGACCAAGAGUCGGACCUAAUAGCUGCUGACUAAACAGGGUGUUGUGUCAUUUCCUUUUCAGUCAGGUGGAAUAUUUCCAUGGUGAUUAUGAGCACAAAUGAAAAUGUCUUUAUUUCUGUCCAUUUGUGUUAAAAGGAGACUAGUUGUAGUAGUACAAUUGCAAUGAAUGAAACAGACUGAUGAACGUUGGGUUUUAGAUAGGGUGUUGUGUUCUUGUAGCAUUUAUAUUGAUCACCAGCAUAAACGUAAACCUAAAAGACUGACAUAAAUUAACGGUUAGAUUUAGGAAACUGCCUAUUUGAGACAAAUUGACAGCUUUCAACCCAGUAUACUGUCUUCUCAUAUAAACAAAGUAAGGCUAGAAGAUACUCAAACUUUAGGUUAGGUUCCAGUGGGUCUAUUGUGUCUUCAGCGAUGUAGCCAAAAUCAUUUGGUCUAGAUGCACAACAUUCGUAACCACUGUGGACCACAAACAUAGGGAUAUUUCAUUAGGGACGUAACUAUGGAUAUGUAAGUAUUGUUUUUCAUAGAAUUAAGUAAAACUCUUGACAAGUUUUUAAUUUAACUCUUUCCUUGUCUUCUCCAGGCUGUGACAAACUGCCUUGGAUUAAUUGCAUGACAUUUUAUAUGGGGUCGUAACUAUGGUUUUACAAGUAUUGUUUUUCACAGAAUUGAGUAGAACUCUUGACAAAUUUUAAUGUUGACCCUCUUCUUUUUCUUCUUCAGGCUGUGACAAACUGCCAUAGAUUAAUUGCAUGACAUAUUUUUAAUAGUUACAAAAACGCUUGAGCCAAUGGUAUUUGACAACUCAUUUCAAUUUUUUAUGACCCCUUUAAUCAUUGGUGUUACUGCUAUCACAUCUUAUUUUGCGACACUUUUGUGUUUUUAUUGAAUGUUUUGUGAAUACCAAAUAUCCAGCACAAAUAGUACAGUUUUGUUUUUCAGUAUUACAACUUACGAGAGUUUGCUUCAAUUUAAUUUUAACCAUGACGUAAUAAUGAUUUUAGUGUGUGGUUUAAAACAAAUUUUAAAGAACUUAGUAAGAUAUUGCUUGAGCAAAGAGUUGCUCAAAGAAUUAUUGUGUGACUCAUGUUGAUGUAUUUAUAAUUAACUUGAAGGUGCUGUUUUUUAUAUUUUAUAUUACGCAAUCAAUUAUUUCCAGCUUUAUUAUCUAUAAAUAGCUCUGAUUUUUUUAAUAUAUGUAUUUAACUGAAUUGUAUGUGGCACUGACCCGUGACAUGCACAUUUACUUAUGUACAUAAGACGAAGUUAUCACAGUAUUUUGCUUGUUAUAAUGUAAUUAUGAUUGAUAACUAAUGUUUUCUCAUUGGUGCGUUUAUUUUAUCUUUCUCAAAGAGAAAUAAAACUAAAGAACUUU
Molecule: messenger RNA, 9282 nt
Organism: Gigantopelta aegis
Lineage: Eukaryota; Metazoa; Mollusca; Gastropoda; Neomphalida; Peltospiridae
Product: cytospin-A-like
Exons: 6
Coding region: 154-3378 (1074 amino acids)
Biological process (GO): actin cytoskeleton organization
Cellular component (GO): microtubule organizing center; filamentous actin
Molecular function (GO): protein binding
Source: RefSeq, a predicted model, not a curated record